AUGACAGUCAGGCUAGACUACACAGUACCUCAGAACAAGAACAACUCGAUACCGAACCCACCAGGUUACUUACCACCUGCAUCUGCCAAACAGCUAUCCUCGAGGAACACACAACCUGAUUCCGAUGCUAUAAUCAAGCAAAACAGGAAAUCAACCGAACUGAAAUUACGAAGAGCUUGGGAUAUGGCGUUGGCACCUGCCAAAUCCCUUCCCAUGCAAGCUAUCAUGCUUUAUUUCUCCGGCUCGGGCGUCCAGAUCUUCUCAUUGGGAAUGAUAUUCAUGCUUCUUACUGGACCUAUAACAGCUGUUUUCAACAUAUUCAGAGCUUUCGAAUCUCUUCGACCUACUCCUACUCCUGCUGCUACACCUUCUUCCAGAAAAUCCAACGAUUCACUAUCAACGUCAAGUGAACCUUCUUAUGGCCCUCUAGUCUUACCGAUGAUAGCGUAUGUAGCAUGUCAGGGAUUAGUUCUCGCACUGGGCCUAUGGAAAUGCUCAACUAUGGGUAUACUCCCUACAGGUAGUGGUGAUUGGUUACAUUUCGAAACCAGAUUAGAUCCUCCCGAAUGGUCAUCUAUUAGAUCUCUUGCUCUAGGUCAAUCAAUACCUCAUUUAUAG
Molecule: messenger RNA, 618 nt
Organism: Kwoniella botswanensis
Lineage: Eukaryota; Fungi; Basidiomycota; Tremellomycetes; Tremellales; Cryptococcaceae
Exons: 7
Coding region: 1-618 (205 amino acids)
Biological process (GO): protein folding in endoplasmic reticulum
Cellular component (GO): EMC complex
Source: RefSeq, a predicted model, not a curated record